This is a messenger RNA of Suillus bovinus, 1731 nucleotides long. RefSeq lists its product as uncharacterized. The coding region runs from base 1 to 1731 and encodes 576 amino acids. The transcript is spliced from 10 exons. The record is from RefSeq and is a predicted model, not a curated record. NCBI's taxonomy places the organism in Eukaryota, Fungi, Basidiomycota, Agaricomycetes, Boletales, Suillaceae.
AUGCUGGUCAUAAUUCACAUCGUCCUUAUUAUCUUUUCUGUCCACCGCUGGGAACAUCGUGUAACCUUCUCUUUCACGCCAACAAACAAUGAUUUCUGGCCUGUCGUGCUUAGUGCCUCACUGCAAGCGUUUUAUACCGUGUAUACGGCUGUUCUACUCUUCCUAACCCAACGGCUUGCAAUUUCGAGAAUACUCGUGCGCCAGGUGAAACUGACUGCCAUUCACGACGUCUCAGGUGCAUGGGCAGGCCUUGGCUCUGCACUGAGCAGCGUUUGGCGACAAACUGACAUCCCCGCCGCGUGGUGGACGACUUCUGCUGUGGCAGCCUACCUUGUGAGCAUAACCGUGCUGGAUGUCACCUCUUCCACUCUCCUACAAUUUCAAACCUUCAAUACUUCGACGACGACUUCGGCGUCAACAACAUUAGGGUGGCCAAAUAAUUUUGGGAACAACUUGACCACAGACCUGACAACGAUCACCUCAUCCCUACCAGUUGUCAAUCAGUUGACUGGACUGGCGUUUCCAGGAUUAUCCAACACCACACUCUAUGACACCCUCAAAGCAAACGAUAUAACAGGAAUUGCAACUGUGAACGCAACGACAGUAACUUCGUGUUGCGGAUUGGUUCCAAAUGUGACGCACUAUGCGAAUAGCAGUGAGGUGACCUUUCCAUUGGGGCCAAAUAUGCCUUUUUGGCUUAAUAGUAGCGCUAUCGGGCAAAACCAGAUACAUAUAAUUCCAUCGAUUGUAAAUAUUGGCGAUAGGAACUCGUGGCUCAAUGGUCUCUGUUUUAUGGUCUCCACAUUAUUGGAAAUCGACCCUUCAGUACAAUAUGAGGUCACUAUAGAUACUGUGCCUUACUAUCCUUAUCCUUUCGAAGUCGAGGGGUUCUCUAACUCUGACAUUGUCAACCAGACCUAUUUUAUACAAUGCUCGCUGUCAGUCAACACUACAGACGGAAUGGUCGACACACAAACCAACAAUCUGCUUAGUCCUACGCCCAUACCACAGUCAUCUACGCAAUGGGAAAUAUAUCAAUUCGAGUGGUCAACUACUGCUUGGCAAGCGAACAUAUUUAAUGCUUUGGCUACGCCGGACAACAGCAGCCACUUUCUUUUCGAGCCAAUUAUCGAUCCUACUUUUGGGGACGAGUAUAUCAUGUCACUGGUAGGCUUGAAUCUCACCGAGGAGUAUAUGCAAUACAUAAACGACGGGCCUGCUUCGAUCUCUAAUUUUACUUUGAGACCAGAUGAACUAGAAUUGGCGGUCGCACGAGCAGCUGCACAACUCAUCUGGCUAGCGGGACAAAUGGGCACAGGGAAUGGAGGAAUUGACCCUGGCAAUGGGAUGGCCUAUGUCAACGAGGUCUUCAUUGCCCUACACUUCAAUAUCAACCUACUUCCCUUGGCUUUUGCGGCCUCUGCAUCGAUGAUCAUGUUGGGACUGGCACUCCAUAUAACCCGAGCAUUCGAUGGAUCACACGACACUCAGGCUGCUAUCCCAGACAUAGGUGUACUGCAACUCUUGUGGUUGGGUCAUCGUUCAGCGUCCAUCAAUGAAGCCCUGGAAGAUGUGCGGCAUCCGACGGAGGCCAAUCUGCGACGAGCAGGUAUGAUAGAUGUUCGUCUUACGAAAACAAUAUCCGAUGAGGAAGAUUCUGGGAGUUCAACUGCCAACGACAUCCUCUCUUACGAUGCCGACCACUAUCAUGAUCGUGAUGAUGUGAUGUGA